Molecule: messenger RNA, 345 nt
Organism: Recurvomyces mirabilis
Lineage: Eukaryota; Fungi; Ascomycota; Dothideomycetes; Mycosphaerellales; Teratosphaeriaceae
Exons: 2
Coding region: 1-345 (114 amino acids)
Source: RefSeq, a predicted model, not a curated record
AUGCCCGUCCAACGUAUAACCUGCUUCAGGAUCACGGACGAGAACGACAUCCAAAGCAUGAUCGACCAAUACGAUGUAAUACGAGAAACCAAUCAAAAGCGUCUGUCAACUAAUCACGUUCUUUCGCGGGUGAAGGACGGCAAACCAUACAUCCUCUCCCUAUCAUCACACAAACCCGUCUCGGACCCCCGAAACUCCGGCUUCAACCUCAUCAGCACGACGAAAUUCGCCAGCAUGGACGACGUCAAGUACUAUGAUGAAAGCUGCGAAGCGCAUCAGAAGCUGAAGGAUUUCGCCAAGGGCAAGGUGGGAGGCCCGCCUAUGGUUUUGCAUCUGGAGGAGUAG